This is a messenger RNA of Chlorella variabilis, 1365 nucleotides long. RefSeq lists its product as hypothetical. Gene Ontology annotation, biological process: cellular response to hypoxia. Bases 1 to 1365 code for a protein of 454 amino acids. Gene Ontology annotation, molecular function: L-ascorbic acid binding; peptidyl-proline dioxygenase activity; ferrous iron binding. Lineage: Eukaryota; Viridiplantae; Chlorophyta; Trebouxiophyceae; Chlorellales; Chlorellaceae. The transcript is spliced from 6 exons. The record is from RefSeq and is a predicted model, not a curated record.
AUGGACCCCCAACUGCUGGCCCUUCUUCCGGAUGCCGCCAAGCUUGGCAUCCUGCGGCACUUGGGCCAGGAGCCAGCCCCGGUGGACGUCGCACGGCAGCAGCUGCCGGAGCGGCACCAAGCGGCCCCACCGGCGGCAGCCGCACAGCAGCCACAAGGCAACACCGCCUCUCAGGUGCCGCCGAUCCUGGCGGGGCGCAGGCUGAGCGGCGGGCUGGCCUUGAUUGAUGGCUUCCUGGGCAGCGCUGAAGUUGUGGCGGCGCAGGCAGAGGCACGGCAGGUGCUGCAGGCCGGUGCCCGUCCUGCCGGCAUGGUGACCGCCAGCGAGGGGGCGCCGUGGACGCGGGCCAGCGAUCGCGGCGACAAGGCCGCCUGGCUGAGCCUGGGCUCGCUGGCAGCGGCGGAGCACCGCCACUUGGGGGCAGCCGCGCAGCGCCUGCUGUCGCUGCGGCCCUGGCUGCGGCAGCAGGGGUUCGACGUGGGAGGCCGCGCCUCCAUCCAGCUGGCAUGCUACCCAGGGGCGGGGGCGCGGUACGUGCGCCACAGGGACGCCUGCUCCAGCGUCCCGUACCGCUCGGUCACGGCCAUCUUGUACCUCAACCCAGGUGCUGGGUGGAGUGCGGAGGCAGGCGGCCAGCUGUGCGUGUACAACCACAGCACCUGCGGCGGCGACCCAUGCGCCGCAACGGCGGCCGACCUACGCCUGCGCUCGGCAGCCGCUGGCGGCGCGGGGCAGCCACCUCCUGCCAGCAGCAGCAGCAGCCACGGAGAGGACGGCGCUGAGGGCGGUGCCGGCGAGGCGGCGGGGGCAGCGGCACCGCAGCAGCAGCAGCAGCAGCAGCCGCCGCCGCAGCAGCAGCAGCAGGUGUGUAGCGGCUUGGAGGAAGGGCACCCGGCCACCGUGGUGCCUCCCCUGGGCGGCCGCCUGGUGGUGAUGGACAGCAGGCUUCUUCACGAGGUGCUGCCGGCCCAGGCAGAGCGGUAUGCAGUGACGGGGCAGGAUGCGCCCGCACCGGCAGCGCCGGCAGCGGCGCAGCAGCCGCCGCUCGACGGCGCCGCCGUCGCUUCGCCUGGCUGCAUCUUUGUGUCGGUGCCUGCAUACAGAGACAGCGAGGCGCAGUGGACGCUGGCAGACCUGUUUGACAAAGCGGCGCACCCCGAGCGUGUCAGGGUGGGCAUCUGCUGGCAGCUGGAGCUUCCCGAGGAGGGGCACCUGAUGCGGGUGCGGCAGGUGGUGCUGCCCGCCUGCGAGGCCAGGGGGCCCUGCAAGGCACGGGCCCUGGCGCAGCAGCUGUGGGAAGGCGAGGAGUUCCACCUGCAGGCAAGCGGCGGUAGCGGGGCGUGGCUGGGCCGCCCGCCCCCCUGA